Molecule: messenger RNA, 2635 nt
Organism: Calypte anna (Anna's hummingbird)
Lineage: Eukaryota; Metazoa; Chordata; Aves; Apodiformes; Trochilidae
Gene: PRSS12
Product: serine protease 12
Exons: 13
Coding region: 146-2614 (822 amino acids)
Biological process (GO): proteolysis
Cellular component (GO): dendrite; synaptic cleft; membrane
Molecular function (GO): serine-type endopeptidase activity
Source: RefSeq, a predicted model, not a curated record
CCUCGCCCUGCCUCUGCAGCCAGGGGAGGGCGGCAGGGGUGUGCGGCGCUGGGAGAUUAGUGGGGCGCCGCGGCCCCGCCUUCCACUUUCGCAUCCCGGGCACGAUGAGAGUGGGAGAUGGACCCGAGCCGGCGGGACUGGCACCAUGACAUUCGCCGGCUUCGUGGUGGCGCUUGUAAUUGGGACGAUCCCCGGAACCCGAGGGCUCGGGCUGGUCUCCUCCAACCUCCCGGCCACUCGCCGCCCACAGCCCCUCGCUCUGACCCCGUCGCCGCCGCAUCCCGCCGGCUGCCCCACUGGGGGCUUCUCCGCGGCCCAGCGCUCCUGGCCACCGGCGGUGCCAGCCCUCCCGCGGCGGGGGACGGCGGGCCGGGCGCCGCAGGGCCGCCGCAGCUCCUGCGCCCUGCCCGGCGGCGAGGGGCGGCCGGAGUGCGCUCCCGGGAGUGGCCGGGGCCGUACGGAACGAAGCCAUGCCGACUGGGAGCGAGGUUCAGUGAGACUCCAGGGUGGCAGGAAUGAGUUUGAAGGUAGAGUGGAGGUUUAUCUAAAUGGAAUCUGGGGAAUGAUCUGUGGGAACCAUUGGGACAAUAAUGAUGCAACAGUCAUAUGUCGACAGCUUGCACUUGGUGAAAAAGGUACAGCAAAACACAUACCAUUUUCUGGACUGGGCCUUAUUCCUGUUUACUGGAGGGAAGUGCGUUGUCAUGGUGAUGAAGAAAAUAUUCUGUUAUGUGAAAAAGACAUCUGGCAGGAUGGAAUGUGUCCUCAAAAAAUGGCAGCUGCUGUCACAUGUAGCUCUUCCCUGGCCCCUGUCUUUACUCCGAUCCGGCUGGCUGAUGGGAACAACGCUCAUGAAGGAAGAGUAGAAAUCUACCAUGCUGGCCAGUGGGGGACUAUCUGUGAUGAUCAGUGGGAUGAUGCAGAUGCUGAAGUUGUCUGUCGACAGCUUGGUCUUGGGGGUGUUGCCAAGGCAUGGAGCCAGGCUUACUUUGGAGAAGGCUCAGGCCCCGUGCUGUUGGAUGAAGUCCAGUGCACAGGAAAUGAACUAUCAAUAGAACAGUGUCCAAAAAGCUCCUGGCGAGAACAUAACUGUGGCCACAAAGAAGAUGCUGGUGUUUCCUGUACACCUCUUACAGAUGGUGCAUUAAGACUAACAAAUGGGAAAGGCAGUCAUGAGGGACGCCUGGAGGUCUAUUACACUGGGCAGUGGGGCACAGUCUGCAAUGAUGGGUGGACAGAGCUGAAUACACAAGUGGUUUGCCGGCAGCUGGGAUUUAAGUAUGGGAAAAGUGCACCUGCGAGCUUCUCAGAGGGAAGGUCUGUGCCCAUCUGGUUGGAUGAUGUCAGCUGCUCAGGGAAGGAAACAAACCUUCUGCAAUGCUCAAGGAGGGAAUGGGGAAAGCAUGACUGCAGACAUCAGGAGGAUGUUAGACUCAUUUGCCAUCCAGAUAAUGACAGCCAUAAACUCUCACUUGGUCCUCCCAUCAGGCUGAUGGAUGGUGAGAAUAAGAAGGAGGGACGUGUAGAGAUUUUUAUCAAUGACCAGUGGGGCACAAUUUGUGAUGACGGAUGGUCUGAUAAGGAUGCAGCUGUAGUCUGCCGACAGCUUGGCUUCAAAGGUCUGGCUAGAGCAAGGACAAUGGCUUAUUUUGGGGAGGGUAAAGGCCCAAUCCAUGUGGAUAACGUGAAAUGUAUGGGAAAUGAGAGAUCCUUGGCAGACUGCAUUAAGCAGGACAUUGGGAUGCACAACUGCCGUCACAGCGAAGAUGCGGGCGUGAUCUGUGACAGCCUAAGCAAGAAGGCCAUCGGGAACAGCAAUAAAGAUUCUUUUGCUUCUGUUUGUGGAUUGAGAUUACUACAUCGUCGACAAAAGAGAAUAAUUGGUGGCAAAAAUUCUUUACGAGGCGGCUGGCCAUGGCAGGUUGCACUUCGACUGAAAUCUUCUCAUGGUGAUGGAAGACUUCUGUGUGGUGCUACUCUCAUCAGCAGCUGCUGGGUCCUCACUGCUGCACACUGCUUUAAAAGGUAUGGCAACAACUCUCGGAAUUAUGCUGUGCGGGUUGGAGACUAUCACACACUGGUACCAGAAGAAUAUGAGGAAGAAAUUGGAGUCCAACAGAUUGUGAUGCAUAAAGAGUACAGACCCAACAGCAGCGACUAUGACAUUGCAUUAGUGAGGCUACAAGGGCCAGAGGAACAGUGUGCCAGAUUCAGUACUCAUGUCUUACCUGCUUGUUUGCCAUUAAGAAGAGAGAGACCACAGAAAACUGCUCCCAACUGUUAUAUCACUGGAUGGGGUGACACUGGAAGGUCUUAUUCAAGAACAUUACAACAGGCUGCCAUCCCCUUACUUCCCAAGAGGGUAUGUGAAGAGCGUUACAAAACAAGAUUCACAGGAAGAAUGCUCUGUGCUGGAAAUGUCCAGGAACAGAAACGUGUUGAUAGCUGCCAAGGAGACAGUGGUGGACCACUGGUGUGUGAACGUCCAGGGGAAAGCUGGGUUGUCUAUGGUGUGACCUCCUGGGGCUAUGGCUGUGGAGUAAAAGAUGCUCCAGGUGUCUACACAAAAGUAUCAUCUUUUGUACCCUGGAUAAAAAGUGUGACCAAACUAUGAAUGUCCUUAAUAAAAACCAAA